AUGAGUAGUCACGAGCGGCUCAACCUAUUGACUCUUGUAUUCCUGCUAUUGUUAUUUUCGCAAAGUUACGGUAUCCGUGUGGGUGACACCAUCGGCCUGGGCUACAUCGGCAAUCAGGAUUCGCGCGCGCUACCCGCCGGCGUCGACCCUGAUGUUUACGCCAGGGUAUACCAUCGCGAGGUGAUCACGGACGAGAAUGGCGUCAGCUACGACGUUACUCCUUACAUGAGUCAGGUGCUCUGGAACCGGUGGAAAAGUUAUUGGAAGGGC
Molecule: messenger RNA, 270 nt
Organism: Mesorhabditis spiculigera
Lineage: Eukaryota; Metazoa; Nematoda; Chromadorea; Rhabditida; Rhabditidae
Source: the annotation of a GenBank genome assembly